CUUGGGGUUCCACGAUAUUAUAUAUAGAUCAUCGGAACAAGGAGAUUAGGACAAAGCUAACCCAAAAGAAGCUCUUCACUUUCACCUUCAGAUGUUCUAAUAAGUACUAAAACAACCCUCCGAUAUCAUCUUUAGCGGUCAAUUCCAUGGCGGAGAUGGAGCCGGAAACUACGCUAGGCGGAUCCCUCCUGGUUCCGUCAGUCCAGGAGCUGGCUGAGCAGCCUCUAACCUCUGUGCCAGAGCGAUACAUCCGUACUGAUCAAGAACCUCCGUCCAUGGCGUCCGACUGCCAUAAGGAAAUCCCAGUCAUCGACAUGCAAAGGCUAUUGAUUUCUGGUGAUUCAGUGGAAUCGUCGGCUGAGCUUCAUAAGCUUCACAGUGCGUGCAAAGACUGGGGAUUCUUCCAGUUGAUAAACCACGGAGCGAGUUCAUCAGUGGUGGAGAAGGCGAAGCACGAGAUCAAAGAAUUAUUCAGACUCCCAAAGGAAGAGAAGAAGGAGCUUUGGCAAGAGCCCGGUGAUAUAUCGGGAUUUGGGCAGGCAUUCGUGGUGUCCGAUGAACAGAAACUCGACUGGGGAGACCUCUUCUACAUGGUCACCCUUCCUCCCCACCUGAGGAAACCCCAACUCUACUCUAAGCUUCCUCAAUCUUUCAGAGAGACAAUGGAGGCAUACUGCGGAGAGGUCAAGGACCUUGCCAUGAAGAUCCUAAAUUUUAUGGCAAAAGCACUGGAGAUGAAUGCAGAGGACAUGAAGGUGCUGUUCGAAGAGGGAAUGCAAGCAAUCCGGAUCAACUACUACCCUCCAUGCCCACAGCCUGAGCAAGUGAUUGGCCUCACUCCUCAUUCCGACGCCGUCGGAUUGACCAUCCUCAUCCAAGUCAACGAGAUCGAAGGGCUACAGAUCAAGAAGGGCGGGAUGUGGGUCCCCGUCAAACCCCUGCCCAACGCCUUUAUCGUCAAUGUUGGUGACGUUUUGGAGAUUGUGACCAACGGGAUAUACAGAAGCAUAGAGCACAGAGCAACCGUGAACUCCACGCAAGAGAGGCUUUCCAUGGCCACAUUCCUCAACCCAAAACUGGAUGGAGACAUGGGGCCAGCGCCAAGCCUUAUUUCUCCCGAUACCCCGGCUCUGUUUAAGAGAAUCGGUGUUACCGAUUACUUCAAAGGCCUGUUCUCGAGAGAACUCCAAGGAAAGUCUUACCUCGACGUCAUGAGGAUUCAGAAUGAUUGAAGACUAGAUUUCACAGUCGGCACGGGUUUAGAACAAGUAAUUUGAAAAUGAAGUUCAUAUCCGUAUUCAGAACAAUUCACGAUAUGUGUCACUCUCGUAUUUGCUUUUUUCUCCCCCGCUAAUUUUUUUAAAAAAAUAUUUCGACAAAGUUUAUUCCUCUUUCA
This is a messenger RNA of Punica granatum (pomegranate), 1396 nucleotides long. The record is from RefSeq and is a predicted model, not a curated record. Lineage: Eukaryota; Viridiplantae; Streptophyta; Magnoliopsida; Myrtales; Lythraceae.